AUGGACUGCCUUCAUCAUCUCCUUCUCUUCCUCUUCUUCUUUACCUGUGGAGUUUCCUCACCUGUGCGCGCGCGGUGGUUCGGGAGCGUUCUGAAGACUCUGCAGCUAUGCUUGUCCAUGUCAUCAGUCUCAGCUUCAUCCACCGGUGGCUUCAGUCACGAUUACAUGUUCAUCACCCCGGUCGAGGUCGACUCUCACGGAAGCUACAUCACUCACAAUUUGUUGAGGUCGAGGAACCGAAGCCGAAGGUCGCUAGAAGGAGGCGGAGGUCAUGUGCACUACCAUCUCUCUGCUUUUGGGAAGGAGUUACACUUAGAGUUGCGGCCUGCCGAUGUGAUCGCUGAGGAGUUUACGGUACAGACACUGAGCAAGGGCGGAGUCAGGGUCACACACAUCAACGCCGAUGUACGGAACUGUCUCUAUCAGGGCAGUGUGAGGAACCAUACGGGUUCUACUGCAGCUGUUUCUACCUGCACGGGACUGUCGGGUCUGAUCCGGAUGUCGAGUGAGGAGUUCUUCAUCACCCCUCUACCCAAACAUUUGGCACUGGAGCACAACUACAGCGCCCUUGCUGGACACCAUCCACACGUCAUUUACAAACGCUCAGCAGAACGGCACGUCCACGGGGACAGAACAGAUCAAUCGGACGAACAUCACCAUCACCACCAUCACCAUCGUCAUGACUACCAGCACGGGAGGUUUCAGAGGCAACACUUCUGUGGGCGCCGCAAGCAAUACACUCCUAAGCCCCCUGCAGAGGAUCAGUUCGUGAUGCCUGAUGAGUUCGAGUCUGCGGCUCGGAUAAAGCGAUCACUGAUCUCAUCUAAUAAAGUCGGAGCUCUGAAUGUGGAAACUCUGGUGGUGGCUGACAGGAAGAUGGUGGAGAAACACGGGCAGGAAAACGUCACCACCUACAUCCUCACCAUCAUGAACAUGGUCUCCAGCCUGUUUAAAGACGGCACCAUCGGUACCGAUAUUAACAUUGUGCUGGUGAGCCUUCUCCUGCUCGAGGAAGAGCCACUGGGUCUCUCCAUCUCUCACCACGCGGAUCAGACCCUAAACAGUUUCUGUCAAUGGCAAUCGGGGCUGAUGGGUAAAAACGGAAAGAGACAUGAUCACGCUGUUCUCCUCACAGGCCUCGAUAUCUGCUCAUGGAAGAAUGAACCAUGUGACACGCUGGGCUUCGCCCCCAUCAGUGGGAUGUGCAGUAAAUAUCGCAGCUGCACCAUAAAUGAAGACACCGGGCUGGGCCUCGCCUUCACCAUCGCACAUGAGUCAGGGCACAAUUUCGGGAUGAUCCAUGACGGAGAGGGAAACCCCUGCAGGAAGGCCGAGGGGAACAUCAUGUCUCCGACUCUGGCGGGGAAUAAUGGCGUGUUCUCCUGGUCAUCCUGUAGUCGCCAGUAUCUCAACCGCUUCCUGGGCACAGCUCAGGCCUCAUGUUUGGUGGAUGAACCGAAGCUGAUUGGUCAGUAUAAAUACCCCGAGAAGCUCCCGGGGCAAAUUUACGACGCAGAGACACAGUGCAAGUGGCAGUUCGGCUCCAAGGCCAAGACCUGCAGACUCGACUUCGUCAAGGACAUCUGUAAGUCGUUAUGGUGCCAUCGGGCGGGGCAUCGGUGUGAGACCAAGUUCAUGCCUGCUGCUGAGGGGACAGCGUGCGGACCGGAUAUGUGGUGUCGUAAGGGGCAGUGUGUGAAGUUCGGGGAUCACGGGCCGAAGGCGGUUCACGGUCAGUGGUCAGGUUGGUCCGAUUGGUCGAAUUGUUCCAGAAGCUGUGGGGGCGGAGUUAUGUAUCGGGAACGUUUUUGCAACAGUCCCAGGCCGCAGCACAGCGGGAGAUUCUGCCAGGGUUCGGGUCGACUGUACCAGCUGUGUAACACCGGCCCAUGUCAGCGAGACGCCGUGGAUUUCCGAGCGCAGCAGUGCGCCGAGUACAACAGCAGACCGUUCCGAGGCUGGUUCUAUAAAUGGAAACCGUACACUAAAGUGGAGGAUGAAGAUAUCUGUAAGCUCUACUGCAUCGCAGAGGAUUUCGAUUUCUUCUUUGCCAUGGCCAGCAAGGUGAAGGACGGCACGUCGUGCUCCGAUCUCGCGCCAGAUGUGUGUAUCGACGGGAUCUGUGAGUCAGUGGGAUGUGAUCAUGUUUUGGGCUCCAGCGCUGCUCUGGACGUUUGCGGUGUGUGUAAAGGAGACAACUCCACCUGCAAGCUCUACAGCGGCCGCUACAACUUACAGCACCGAGCCAACGAGUACUACCCGGUGGUGACGGUUCCUGCUGGAGCUCGGAGCGUCCGUGUUCAGGAAGUGGAGAUCUCCAGCAGUUACCUGGCGGUUCGAGGCCAAAAACGUGGUUCUUAUUUCCUGACUUCUGAUUGGACGGUGGACUGGCCGGGAAAAUUCAACUUUGCAGGAACCACGUUCUUGUAUCGGCGCUCGAGUACUGAACCUGAGAGCCUGUAUGCCCCGGGACCCACCAAUCAAACGCUGGUGUUUGAGAUCCUUGUUCAGGGUAAAAACCCAGGAGUGCUGUGGGAAUACACCCUUCCACUACAGGAGAAAAAAAACACUUACACGUGGAGAGUGAUCCGAUCAGACUGCUCCGCCUCGUGUGCAGGAGGUCGUGUGUCGGUGAAGGCCGUGUGUGUGCAGGAUGAACAGGUUCAGGUGAACUCACUGUGUGACUCUCACAGCAGACCCACGCUGGCGUCUCAGCUCUGUAACACACAGCCGUGUCCGGCCAGCUGGUCGGUGGGUAAAUGGAGCUCAUGCAGCGUGUCGUGUGGAGAAGGCCAGCAAAGUCGUACCGUCCGCUGUCUUAGAAAGGUGAUGUACCAAAGGGAGGAGUUAGCUCCACCCUCAGUAUGCCCUUCACCCUCCCCGGCUCACACACAGCCCUGCAACACACACUCCUGCCCUCCGGAGUGGGGUACCAGCGCCUGGGCACAGUGCUCAAAGACGUGUGGACGUGGUGUGAGGACACGGAGUGUGUUCUGCCACAGUGUUAAUCACGUCUCAGGUGUGUUGGUUCUCCGAGACGGCUUGUGCGAGCUCCAGCUGAAGCCCAAAGCUCAGGAGAGCUGUGUGAUGAGCCGCUGCCCUAAAAACGAACGGUUACAGUGGAUCACUACGGCCUGGGGCGAGUGCUCUGUUUCCUGUGGAGGAGGUGUGAGGAAUCGAGAGCUGCGCUGUGCAGAGAGAGACCCUCAUGGAGGUUUUACAGAAUUCCCCAUCAGGAAGUGUAGAAAUGUCCAGAAACCCCACACCGACCUCCAGCAGGCCUGUAAUAAAGUGCAGUGCCCUGCCCCGCAGCCGCACAUCCCUCCGCCCGGCCCGGGGAGAGCGAGCGGUGCCAUGGCGCUCGGCUGGUACUCAUCACCAUGGCAACAGUGUACGGUGUCAUGUGGGGGUGGUGUGCAGACACGCAGUGUUCAGUGUCUCCGACAUGGCCGACCUUCAUCAGGGUGUUUAACACACCAUAGACCCAUCGGCUCCAGAGCCUGUAACACACACUUCUGCCCUCCACCAGGACUGGCACCAGGACCUGCACUAAAAGGAGAGCAAUCGUGUGUUGAUUACUUCACCUGGUGUCGCCUGGUUCCCCAACACAGCAUGUGUCACCACAGGUUCUACAGCGAGCAGUGCUGCAGGUCGUGCUCAAUUCUCAGGAAGCUAUAGGACCCAAGGACUUUCCCAUGAGCACCCUGUCUGACUCCAACAUUCCGACGGAUACCCACAGGGCCCGAACUGGAUUUGGGGAGGAAAAUAAAACGUACAAAGAAAUGGACAAAAACAAGAAAGCAAGAGGCAGCGACGCCUGGUUCUUCCUGAAGUACUUGAUGGGCAAAAUACGUCGGUGAAAAAAAAACAAAAAAACAAAACAGACAAACAAACCUGUGUUUGUGCUGAAAUUGUGGUGGAGUUUUAAAGGGACCGGA
Messenger RNA from Neoarius graeffei (lesser salmon catfish), 3938 nucleotides. It is a transcript of the gene adamts18, whose product is annotated as ADAM metallopeptidase with thrombospondin type 1 motif, 18. The record is from RefSeq and is a predicted model, not a curated record. The coding region runs from base 1 to 3678 and encodes 1225 amino acids. Gene Ontology annotation, cellular component: extracellular matrix. Gene Ontology annotation, biological process: proteolysis; extracellular matrix organization. NCBI's taxonomy places the organism in Eukaryota, Metazoa, Chordata, Actinopteri, Siluriformes, Ariidae. Gene Ontology annotation, molecular function: metalloendopeptidase activity. The transcript has 23 exons.